This is a messenger RNA of Monascus purpureus, 1240 nucleotides long. The record is from the annotation of a GenBank genome assembly. Lineage: Eukaryota; Fungi; Ascomycota; Eurotiomycetes; Eurotiales; Aspergillaceae.
UGCACCACAAAGUCUGUACCAUUCGAGUUUCUACGCGGAGUUUUCCGAUGAAGAAUAUUACAUCCCGUGCCCCGCUAUCUAUAAGCAGGGCAGUUUCAACAGCAUCGCAUGCAUCACUUUCUGAGAAGCUCCUCCAGAAACUGAAAUCGCGGCGUAUCCCUCUCUUUUAUGAUUAUCUACAUCCUCAGCCAUCUCACCUCUUAAAUCUUUCUUUGAUUGACCUCUUCUCAGGAACAUGGUUCCCCCAGUGUGAGACUUCCCUAGUUGGGAUUCUCCCGUCGGUUACUUCACCACCCCGGUUGGCGGCAGGCCAUCACCUAGUUUAUUUCCCACCUCAAGUCACCUUGUCCCAAUUAUUGCCCGAUGGUACCGAUAUUUUACAUAGCCCAGGACACCCCUUCAGCAGGCGCCUAUGGGCUGGGGGAAGAAUAAAAUUCGCGGCGACAGGCAACUUGCUCCUUGAUGGCAGCCGAGCCGUUUGCAUUGAAACGAUACGCAAUGUGUCAACAAAGGGCAAGGAGGGAGAAGAAAAAGUAUUUGUUGGAAUUGAGAGACGGAUAGGGACGGUUCAUGAAGGGGAGAAAGAGAGCGACGUCAGAAAGCGCAUAUGGAAAGAGGACGAGGAGGAUUUUGGACAAGCCUCCAUUAUCGAAAAUAGGAACCUAGUAUUCAUGCGUGAGAAGUCACAGGAACAAGUCAAAUAUGAUAAAGAACGUUUCAGCGACAGCAGUAGGGUGGUUAAGCGUAUGUAUGAUCGAUCUAUAUAUUCCAGCAGUGUCGCUAACUCUUUUAAUUCUCUGAAGCUCCUGGUAAACCCGAGUUCCGCCAUUCAAUGAAGCCGACGAAGGCUUUGCUUUUUCGCUUCUCAGCUCUCACAUUUAACGCUCAUUCCAUUCAUCUCGACAAGGCAUAUACCCAAGAUGUGGAAGGCUACAGGGAUCUUCUUGUGCAUGGGCCCUUGUCUCUAACACUGCUUUUAACGACUGCUCAGGCCUACCUUGCUAAGUUGAAGCUCACAAUUAGGGAUAUUGAGUAUCGAAACUUAACACCCAUCUAUGUAGGAGAGGAGCUCGGGAUAUGUGGAAAGCCAAAGAAUGGCAAGAUACCCGGAGCCUGGGAUGUCUGGAUUGAGAACAGGGAAGGUGGCCUUGCUGUACGAGGUACCAUUCACACCGAAAUAGAAGCCCAAAAUGCAAAUGCCACAAAAUAGACUAUUAUUCCAGGGUCUCGAUUAUGUUUC